AUGGCGGAAGAUGCUGCAGGCAAAGUUCUGGACAGAUGGACUAUAAUGUCCCGGGAAGAGGAGAUCAUCACUCUUCAACAGUUUCUGCGCUUUGGUGAAACCAAGUCUAUUGUGGAACUGAUGGCCAUCCAGGAAAAGGAGGGUCAGGCCGUCACAGUGCCCUCAUCAAAGACUGACUCUGGAAUCAGAACUUUCAUUGAAAGCAACAAUCGCACACGUAGUCCUGGCCUUCUGUCGCACCUAGAGAGCAACAGCCCCUCUAGCAUUCACCAUUUUGAGAACAUCCCAAACAGUCUGGCCUUCUUGCUGCCCUUCCAGUACAUCAACCCAGUGUCAGCCCCCGUGUUAGGGCUGCCACCAAAUGGACUGACCAUUGAGCAAUCAGGUCUCAGAAUGCGAGAGCCAAAUCUGCCCAAUCAGAGCGAGCCAGUGGAGACCAGUGAAUCUGAAGUGUCCCUCUCACCAUUUCGUAAUGGUCAGAGCCCCAGUCGAGGAACAAUGGGGACAUUACCUAACGCCAUUGAACCUAAGAUAGAACCCAACAGAGCUUCACCCAUCUCUCCAACACUAUCUUCACACCAGUCCCAGCAACCACAAACACCAACACAGCAACCACAGGGGCAGCAACAACAGCAAUCAAGCACUCUGAACAACCACCAGAUCCAUCACCACUUUGAAAAGAAUGAACAAUCGAAAACCAUUACACACUCUUCUUUCUCUUCCAAAAUGCAUCGCAUGCGUCGUAUGGGUGCAACCUCACGUAAGGGUCGUGUCUGCUGUAACUCCUGUGGCAAGACUUUCUAUGAUAAGGGUACUCUAAAGAUCCACUACAAUGCUGUGCAUCUGAAGAUUAAGCACCGAUGUACUAUCGAAGGCUGCAAUAUGGUCUUUAGUUCAUUGAGAAGUCGUAACCGGCAUAGCGCUAAUCCCAAUCCUCGUCUACAUAUGCCCAUGCUAAGGAACAACCGGGACAAGGACCUCAUUCGCUCCAGUUCUGGGACAGCAACACCUGUCAUAUCAAGUGCCAAAAGUGGCUUCAAUCUAACUAGCCCUGGGCGACCACCACUAAGCUUUGCCACCCCUCCUCUUGACCCCAUGAUACAGACACCCCUGCAGAGCCCUCUUGUUUUCCCUUCCCUGAAGUCUGUGCAGCCAGUGCAACCUGUGCCACCUUUUUAUCGCACACUGCUCUCUCCCACUGACCUAGUUAGUCCCCCAGUCUCUUUGCCCACCAGUCCAAUUUUGCCUACCACAACCAACUGCACAUCUCUGACAGACCAGCAACAGAUGUUAACUGCUAGCUCCCACAACAUGCAUGUAUCAGAAACAUCAACGUUUUCUCAUCGCCUACUCACAACUCCCAGUACCCAAGAUUCUGUAACUGUCGACCCUAUGCCUAAAAAGAAGCCUCGGAAAUCUAGCAUGCCAGUAAAGAUAGAGAAAGAAAUAAUAGAUGUGGCAGAUGAUUAUGAUGACAAAGAUGAUGACGAUGAUGAAGAUAGUUGUCAUCAUCACCACCAUCAGCCAUACAACAUCCAUAACAAUGUCAAUGGCAACUGCAACAACAACAAUAACAGCAGCAGCAGCAGUCAUCACUGUGGGGGUAGUGGACAUCUGUCUCCAUCACACGAUGAAAUGAGUCCCAGUCUAGCCCUUAGAGGCAUGCUCCAUCCUGACCAAGAAGAGUGCAGUGGGAGUCAUGGCAGUAGAGGCCAUGGUGACCUGCGCUGUAUUGACAGCUUUACCUCUGAGGACCAAGAUCAUGAGCGUGAUUUUGAAAAUGAGUCAGAGACAUCUGAAUCCAAGAUGCUCUACCGUGAUGAGCUGAUGGACACUGACGUACAUCAGCCUGCCCUAGACAGAAACCUGGGCAAGGAACAUCAGUGGGCAGAAGAUGAGGGACACCUACGGAAAGAUUUGGAGGAACAAAGCCAUUCCCCACCCUCCCAACACCAGCCUGUUAUCAAAAUCAAAGAGGAGAUCAAUGAUCCUACAUAUGACAUGUUCUGCAUGGGUCAAUAUAGCCUUUACAAUGGGGGUAUGGCAGCUGCCGCUGCCGCUGCUGCCAGUAUGGCUGCCUUACAUGAAAGUUUCAUCUCCUCUAUGAGCUAUGGAUCAAGCCCACCAAAAUUCUCUUCUCAGUCCCCUGACGGUGAUCUCUGUUCUAGUCCUGAUCCCAAGAUUUGCUACGUCUGCAAAAAGAGCUUUAAAAGUUCAUACAGUGUCAAACUGCACUACAAGAAUGUGCACCUAAAAGAGAUGCAUGUGUGUACUGUGGCUGGAUGCAACGCUGCGUUCCCCUCCCGACGGAGCAGAGAUAGACAUAGCUCCAACAUCAACCUGCACCGCAAACUACUGACCAAAGAGCUGGAUGACAUUGUUCUGGAUCCCCAGCUUACAACCAUGCCUAAAGAGCUGCGUGCCGAGUUCCUUUCAACAAUCUAUGCUGACCACCAUCUGGGACUUGAGGGGGUAGAGAAUGCUGGACCACCACGAGACAGAGGACAUGAGGGAAUGAGAUCCCCAGUCGCUAAAGAAUAUUCACGCAGCAAUGGCUAUUGCCAUGGCCCCAGUGAUGACUACAUGGUGCUGGACCUGAGCACCACCUCCAGUGUACAAUCAAGUGGCAGUGUGCAGUCCUCACAGGAGUCUGAUGAGGGCAGUGAUGAGGGCAUCCUGCUGGAUGACAUGGAGGGUGCUAGUGACAAUGAAGACUACACCCCUAGUACUGCGGCAAAGAAACUGGCAAGGGAGGGAAAGGAUACAGAGGACGCCAGGAAGGAAGGAAGAGAAGGAGCCACGGAGGAGGGGCUUCUGCACUGUGACCCUUCAUUCUCACCAUCCGUCUUAGCAUCCAGUGGAGGUAAUGGCACAGGAGGCAUCCUGUGCACCAUCUGCCACAAACUGUACAGUAAUAAAGGGACCCUUCGAGUGCACUACAAGACUGUCCAUCUGCGUGAAAUGCACAAAUGCAAAAUACCUGGCUGUAACAUGAUGUUUUCUUCCGUGAGAAGCAGAAACAGACAUAGCCAGAACCCCAACCUACACAAAAAUGCCCCCUAUACCACAAUGAUUGACUAGACCUGACAUCCCUCUGCACCACAUUGCCUCAAGUUACAAAUACUCCACACAAUAACACCCUCUCCAUUUCUCAGUAUCAUAAUGCUAUAAAAACAGCAUUAUUUCUCCCCAAACGUCUUUUCAAGUAUGAAAAAUUAGAGCAGAAUUGUGCCCUUUUGACAUUUCCGUUUUUGGAAGCAAAAUACAUCAUAGAUCUCUCCAUCCCUCACACAAACUUCUCCUCAGUCUUUAAUUUAUGACUCUUGCCUGCAGAAAUGAUAGAGGUGAAAAAAAACGCAUUUUUGUAAUGAUAUAUUUUAAAGAAUCCCAUACAAGAGCAUGUUAAGACUGGUUUAAACAUGUAAAUAUUAAUGUUGUGGGGGGCUAUUUGGUGUGAAACAGUUGUAUUGAUGGUUGAUAUUUUCUCUUUUUUGUUCUUUUUUUAUUUUAUUUUAGUCUAAUACUUUCAUUUAAAAAAAGUUAAGCAAGACAAAGUAGCAUCUGCCUAGCUUGAUUCAUAUAUUGGCUUUAAGAAUGUUUUACAUUAGAAAAGAAAAAGUAAAAACGUGACUUGUGACUUGUUUUAUCUACAUGUUAGAUAUACAGA
Sinocyclocheilus rhinocerous is the source of this 3667-nucleotide messenger RNA. Its product is annotated as zinc finger protein basonuclin-2-like. The record is from RefSeq and is a predicted model, not a curated record. Gene Ontology annotation, biological process: regulation of DNA-templated transcription. Bases 1 to 3081 code for a protein of 1026 amino acids. Lineage: Eukaryota; Metazoa; Chordata; Actinopteri; Cypriniformes; Cyprinidae. The transcript has 3 exons. Gene Ontology annotation, cellular component: nucleus.